AUGGUGCACAAUGAAGGACGGUGGUUUUCUGCUCCGGGGGCCGAGCUCCGGGGCUCCCCCCACACACCCUGGGGGGCUGGUCGCCCACGAGAAGCCUGGAUGGGCCUCCACAGCCCCCAAGCCCUUGAGGGGCCUGUCAGCGCCAAUGAACGCGGCACAGCGGAGAAUUCGGUGGCGGACCAAGCGCAGCCGCGACAGGAAACGCCGCGGGACUCUGGGAGGGAAGGAAGCGGGGUCCGAGUCUCAGCCAAUGAAGGAAACAGUGCCUGUUCCGCCACCAUGCAUGUGGCCUCCCCCUCCCCACUGGCCCCGUGGGCACCUCCCUCAGCUCGGCCGGCCGGGCAGCCAGACCCACCAUGGGCCCGGCCACUGGCAGUGGUUCUGUCCGGGCCCUUCUCUGAGCCCGGCGCCGCCUUAGAGGCAGCUUCGCCCACCUUACUGGGCCCUCCAGUGGGGGCUGCAUGUGCCCGGGGCACUGCUGCUCCCCUGUCCCCCCAGGGGGGCGUGACAGGCCUCUGGGCUUCUCUGCUCUCUCUGCCAUGUAGACCUGACUCACCGUCCCUCCUUGAUUUCUUCAGUUUGGGGCUCCUUGUGGUGGGACCUGCCUGGGGGUUGUGGGUCCCAUCUGAGGUGACCUCAUCUUUUAAAGAUAACGUUUUCGGGGCAGCGGAAAGGCCGAGGGGGCACUUGGCCUUGGUGCCCCGGACCAGCUGCCCGUGCAGGGCCUUGAGCCUGGCGGGUGGGUCUCAGCACCCAGGAGCUGACCCUCAGCCAGCAAGAGAGGGCCCGGCUCCCUGCAGAGCUGCCCCAGGGAGCACGGUCCUGGGGCAGCCGGCAGCCCCACCCGGGGCCCUUGGGGUGGAUGCCCCCUUUUCUCUCCGGUCCAGCCUGUGA
Molecule: messenger RNA, 894 nt
Organism: Rangifer tarandus platyrhynchus (Svalbard reindeer)
Lineage: Eukaryota; Metazoa; Chordata; Mammalia; Artiodactyla; Cervidae
Source: the annotation of a GenBank genome assembly